Molecule: messenger RNA, 231 nt
Organism: Adineta ricciae
Lineage: Eukaryota; Metazoa; Rotifera; Eurotatoria; Adinetida; Adinetidae
Source: the annotation of a GenBank genome assembly
AUGUCAUGGCUUGACUAUUCGACAACAAUUAACAACCAAGAACUUGAUAGUUGGUAUUGGCGAUUCAUGGACGUAGUUCCGUUGGAGCGUAAAUGGUCGUUCACCAAAUGCAUAUCCACUUGUUGCUGCAAAACAUUCAGUACGCUUCCUUAUCCUCCCACGCAUAUUGUUAUCACUACAGGUGGCAAUGAUCUCGGUGUUGCUGCUAAACUUAUUACGCUCAAAACCUAA